Molecule: messenger RNA, 4797 nt
Organism: Ectocarpus sp. CCAP 1310/34
Lineage: Eukaryota; Phaeophyceae; Ectocarpales; Ectocarpaceae
Source: the annotation of a GenBank genome assembly
AUGGAAAGCACUCUUCGGUGGCGCGGUUCCCAACGACUGCCGUACUGCUGGCGUUCGCUUGUGUCUGCUCGUUCUCGACAGCGGCACUCAAGCACGGAUGGGAGGCGGUGGCCCGCCAACGACGGGGUGGUUAUCACGUACAUCAACGGAAUAUUCCAUUCCGUGCCUGAGUGGGAGAGCAUCACGCAACAGCUGCAGGCUCUCUUCGGCCACGAGGUGCGGUCGUUCUACAACCCUUCAUCCGGUUGGUGGAUCACAGAUGCCUCCAAGGCUGGCUACCACAUGCUCAGAAAGCCUGCCAACCACACCAUCGCACAGGCAUUGGGAGAUCACCUCGCCCAAGCGGUGGAGGACGUGGGGAGGGGGCGUGUCCUGCACAUCGCGCACAGCGGCGGUGCUCUCAUCACCUACCUAGCGGCGCAGCACCACCUCACUCGGAGGCAGCGGGACAAGAUUGACGUGGUGACGUUCGGCGGUGCUCGAAGCAUCACAAGGAAGUACUUCAGCGGGCGUGUGGGCGAGGCUGCUUCUCUUCUGUUUUUGACGUUGAUUCUUGGCUGCUCCCUAACCCCGGUGCUUCUCUUUCUGCUGCUCACGCACCGCCGUUUGUUGGUGCUGUUUCCAGUGAACUACUAUGCAAGGAACGACCCGCUGGUGAAGCUGGAUAGACGAGCGGCGGAGCUCAUGAAACUCACCAACAACACCAAGUUUCAGGAGAUCAACGAGAAACACAACACGACCUUCGUCUUUCUGGAGGGUCGCGCGAGGCAGUUCGUGCUCGACCACUCUUUGGAGGGACCCACCUACCAGCAUGCGCUGAUGAAGGAAGCCAAAGGCAAGAAGAGAGAGGAUCUUGGCGUACAGCGGACGGUUUGUUGGGGUGAGUGGGCGCACUUCGGCCCGUUGUCCCCGCUGUCGUGGGACUACGAUCAGUCCAUUCUCCGGCUGGUCCGCAAGAAGGUGGCGCAGCUGUCCGGAUUGCACGACUUCUUCAGCACGGAGCGCUUCGGCCUGCGCUCCAUCCGCAAGAGCGUCGCCCGCCUCACGGGUCUCCACGGAUUUUUCAGCGGCAAGAAUCCCGGCUCCAAGGGAGUGGCGGUCUCUGUGUUUGGAAGCGGGAAAGGGACGGCGGCAGCCGAUGCUGACGGCAGCGGGGUUUCGACAGGGGUCACCAGUUGGUGGAAGCCUUGGGGACGAAGAAGCGACGAUGGAAACGAUGUCGAAGUCGUAGCGGUACCAGACGUUGCUGCUGCUGCUGGCGCGGAGGGUGGUGCUCCUGGCGCAGGCGCUGGUGAGAGGUUCUGGCUUGGGUUCCGGUGGUCUCGGCGGGGAAGGAAGGGGCAAAGCGGCGACGAAGCAGAAGCAGGGGCUGUACCCACGGGGAGCGUCGUCGUCGACCUUGACGAGCGGUCGCAGAUUUCGAUGGACACGGAGAACAGCCAAGCCCAGGAGCCACGGUCGACGAGCCGCUGGGCCCGUGUGCGAGGUGCUUGGAUGUUCGGCCGGGCAAAGGAGUCAAAUGUCGCGGGGGAGCUAGUGGCGUCAGAGGACGGUGGGCUUGGUGACAGCAGUGACGAGGCGGAGGAGGAUAAGGAGGCUAGUGGUGAGGGUCGCCUUGAUUCCUCAACGCUAGCGGAGAGCAGCGACAGACCGUGGCUUUCGGUGGGGUGGACGCCGUGGGGAGGGAGGACGACGAGGCCACCGCCUGGAGAGGCAGGCGAUGCACCGGCAUCCGCACCGGCGUCUACGCCCGAGUCGCGGGUUGAGGAGGCCACGCUGUCUGCCGAGCACGGGGGGGCUGCUGCUGGCGAGGGAGAGGCGGCGGCCACGUCGGCGGCUGCUACAAGCGGUGCCGCUGGUGUAGCCCCUGCUGUCGGGGACGAGGCGGGCGGUUCUGUCGAUGGCGCACGGGUUGUGGAGGCGGGCUCCGCGGAUGUGUCAGCGGACGAGCACGAGAAGGCGCCACCUCCCCGCGACGACUCGUCGUACCUCCGGCGAUGGUGGCCUAGCAGCACCAGCAGCGGCAGCAGCGGCAGCGGCAGCGGCGGCAUCAGUAACACAAUCGGGGUACCGGGGGAGGCGGACGGAGGUGGUGGCGAAGGUGGGGGCAAGUCCGUUGUCGCAGGUUCUGGCGAGGUGGCGAACGAGGAGAAGGCGAUCGUCGCGACAAACCCCCGCGACGGCAGCGAUGAGAACCAGGAGGCGACGGAGCGCGAGGCCGCUGAACGCGGCGUCGAGCCUUCCCCAGGGACCAGGGGAGAGCAGGCAGAGCGACCGGAGGGACCCGUCGCGGUCGAACAAGACCAAGAGGCAUCGCUGUCGCUGCUGAGGAGGUGGUGGCCAGUGUCGAAGCAAGAACCCACGUCCCCGGACGAGGCGCGCUUCAAGGAAGACGGCGUCGAUGACGUCACCGAGGCCGCGAACGUUACCCGGGCAGAGGUUGGUCCGGAGGUGGGCGUUCCCUCCGCGGGGCUGGCCCACGCGUCAGCCGACGGGGGCGCGAGCGGGCCCCAGAAGUUGCCGGCAGAGCAACUGCCCGAGCUAUGGCGAGCGCAGCCGGGGAGGGAACAGGGAGUGGAAGAGGAGCAUCAGCAGCGGCAGCAGCAGGGGGAAGGGUUUUCUGCUCCAGCGACAAGGCCGCCACUGAUGUCGCGUUUCUGGGACGUGUUUUUUAACCGUCCGUUGGAGUUGCCGCUGCCGACGACGCAAGAAGAAUCCCUGAAUAUUGAUGUGUCUGCCGAUGGUGACGGCAGCGAUGCGCUUGCCACGGCGCGAGAUGGUGAAGGUAACGACGUGGCAGCCGCAGAGAGCGAGGAGGGAGGAGCGGCGGGCGCGGAGGGAGUGGAAAGGGAUGGCGACCAAGGGGAGUUAAGACACGAAGGGGUUAUGGUGGCGGAUGCCUUGCGACCUGCUGACGGUGAUAUCCCGCCACCGGCACCACGAUUAGACGACUCGGCACAGACACCUCCAUCUGUGGAGGAGGGCGCGGGGGAUAAGAUUACCCCGGAGGAUGACGAGGGGCAGGUGGGGGUGAAAGAGGAGGAGGAGGAGGAUAGAAGAGAGGACGAACAACGUGCAGGGAAGGAAGGGAACGAGGAUGGAAGUCGGGGUAGCGAGGAGCAAGACGAAAGGCCGUCCGAAGGGCGCGAGAGUGAUGACGAGUCGGGAGGCGAAGUGGUGGACAAAGAGGUCCAGCCCGUCGGUAAAAAAAACGAGGUGGGGGUAAUCCGUACGCCCGCGAAGAAUGAGCGAUAGACACUGGGGGAGGGAGUGACAGACGGUGAUACCGGUAGCAAUGAGGGCAACGAUGUUAAUAGCACGUAUUCAGCAAGGAGAGGAAGGACAGUUGAAGGCACCGGUGCGUUUUCAGAGGCACCGCAGCAUCGAUUGUGAUGCGGUUACGAUUUCAAUAUAUAGCAGCAACGAUGCUGCGGGGGAUGCAAAGCAGUGGCCGGAAUCUAUCAGGCGUGCUUUAGGGAUGGUGCCCAUGCUGGCGUUCUGAGAACGGGAGACACUACUUAUUUUUAUGGUCAUAAACAGGGUGGCGUCUUGCUGUAGCAGCAGCUGAAUGUGUCUUGGGUAAAGAGGAGCAGCUGGUAGCUGGUGUACUUUAAAUCAAGCGUUGCGGUGCGUUGAUAGAUUCCUGCUUCCCUUCAGCACGAGCCACCAUUUGAGAACCUGGGAGGUAUGAGUUUUGGGAUAAACAAGAAGCUUGAGAACUUGACCAAAUGAACAGUUACUCACGCAAGAAUGAUACGCUGGCUUUAGGGCUUCCCAACAGAGGAAAAUAUGCGUAGGGAGCCCAAAAAGAGCACGAGCAGACAGCUGUAGGCUACAGGCGUCGGUAGACAUGUGCGAAUAUUAACGUAGUCUGCCACCGCUUCUGUCUUCAACCCAGAGAAUAGCCUAGCCCUUCCCGUCGUCCUCCCUCAUGAGGACCUAAACCAGGGCCUCUAGAGGUGUCAUCAGCUUUUCGCCGCUCCGAAGCUGUCGUUUUGCCAUGGGUCAGCCUUUCAGCGCCGUCUAAACACACGCGCAACAAAAGCUCAUCGCAGCAAGCAAACACAUGAACAAUGGAGUGCUUCUGAACAAGGAGGGGUGUCAUGAUCUACAGAAGCCCGCCGCUACAAAACGAUAGUACAGAUCGAGUGCUUCUUCGCUUCGCCUCGUUGUUGCUGACGUUUCAUUCGUCUUCGUAUAACAGCAUUUGGAACUUGAUAAAUGCCCAAGUCAACGAUUGAUGGACAGUUCCAAGCGGAUGUAAAUGCCGGAUGCACCAAGGCCUCCAGAUGAAACAGGCAUCGCUCAGCAACGGCCUAGCACCCAGCUGGAUGGUACGUCCAGCAGGCUACAAGUACGUGAGAAAACACUUGCGGCACGUGACAUGAAUCGUGAGCCUAACACGCCAUCCGGUAUCCAGGAAGCCGUCAAUUACUAACUUUCGUUACUUUAUGCACCUCGUUCAGCGACAAAUUAUCAACUAUUACAGGGAUGCCUGCCACAUCACAAUGAGCACUCCAAACCAAAAUGAAUCACUUCCCGAUAUGAACUCGGAGCCGACCGCACACCGCAAGCUGCUGUACAUUGCCAGUGAUGUACGCCUAUCUUCUAACUCUGUGCUCAGGUUCACUAUCAUCUUUCCAUGCGUUCUUCCAGGCAAAUGAAAUGAGCCUCCAAGGGAAACAAUAGCUGCCACCUACCAUUGGUCUCGCGCCACGAGAUCAUGUAUCCGCUACUUUUCCCACCUCCGCGGCCAACUACAGAACCACCGGAAAAGCAUCCGACCACGCCUAACAU